AUGACUGAUUUCUAUAAAAAAAUUGAUCCAGAAACUGAAAAACUCUCGUCAAACCAAGUAAAUGAAUCUGUCACACAUCAACCAGAGCAAUUAGUGAAUUUCAUACAUGAGCAACGUUCAAAACUAGUGGAUGUCACAAACAAAACAAAAGAUAACUUAAAUCAAGUGAAUGAUGAAUAUCAUGAAAAAGGACGACAGCUCACUUCAAAAAUUGCUGCUUUGAGUACGACUACUCAUGAUAAUUUACUUGCUGGUUUAAGUUAUACUGCCGUUGCUGUCAUGACUGGUUCAAUAUUAGCUAGAAGAAAAGCAGUGUCAUUCAAGAUUCUAACGCCUGUGUUAUUUGGUUCUAUAUGUGCUGUUUAUACAUUGCCUUCAACUUUGUCUAAUAUGGCAAGGACAAUUUAUGAGGCAGAGAAAAGAAACUUCCCCACAUUAAUUAAAAAGCAAGACGAAAUUAUGAUUGAGCUUAGGGAAGGAAAGGAGGAUACUUUAGAUUUCUUUCACAAAUGUGGUAAUAUAGUGAGAGACUGGUUCAAGUAA
This is a messenger RNA of Kazachstania africana CBS 2517, 543 nucleotides long. RefSeq names its product Mic26p (gene MIC26). The record is from RefSeq and is a predicted model, not a curated record. The transcript has a single exon. Lineage: Eukaryota; Fungi; Ascomycota; Saccharomycetes; Saccharomycetales; Saccharomycetaceae. Gene Ontology annotation, cellular component: mitochondrial crista junction; MICOS complex. Gene Ontology annotation, biological process: cristae formation. Bases 1 to 543 code for a protein of 180 amino acids.